This is a messenger RNA of Closterium sp. NIES-67, 1863 nucleotides long. The record is from the annotation of a GenBank genome assembly. NCBI's taxonomy places the organism in Eukaryota, Viridiplantae, Streptophyta, Zygnematophyceae, Desmidiales, Closteriaceae.
CUGCGCGCAGCAGCGUGCAGCUGAGCGGAGUCUCUCCGCCUGCAGGUAACAGUUUGCUCCCUGCUCCUGCCACGCUCGGAAGCACAAUCUCCCUGCCUGCACAGAGGGUGCUGACGAGUCGGGUCUCCCCUCCUGCUCUAAGUGGGGUCUCUCCUCCCGUGCUGAGUGCAGUGUCUCCUCCUCAGACCGGAGUCUCCCCCUCUGCACACAGCGUGCUUCUGAGCGGAGUCUCCCCGCCUGCGACUAGCGUGCUGCUGAACGCAAUCUCUUCUCCCGCAGGGAGUUUGCCUGCAAGGGGCGUUACUCCGGAUUCAAGCAGUGUGCUUUUGAGCGGGGUAUCUCCCCCUGUGCAGCCGAGUGGGGUCUCUCCUCCCGUGCACGGCGUGCAGCCGACCGGGGUCUCUCUGCCCGAUAUGCCUGUCACUGAAACCUCCCAUCCUGCACACAGCUGGCUCUUCGUGGAUGGCACCUCUCCUCCAGCGGUUACCAUGGACGCGGUCACCUCUCCUGUCACGGCCCGCAUUGGACCUGCAUUGGCAGCAGGCAUGUCCCCCCUCCCCCGCAUUGGACCUGCUGCCAUAUCCGUUCCUCGGCCUUUCCCCCCUCCUCCGCUGCCCUCGCCGCCAAGCCGAUUCGCGGCUGCUGCGCCCACUGCCUUCAUGCCUCCUCCCCUGCCUCCUGCUGCUAUGCCGCCCCCUGCUGCCCCAGUGGAUACCACUAUGGAUGAAUCCAAUGUGGCAAACAAUGCUCGCACCCCUGCUGCAGUGUCUCUUGCUCCGGCUGCUUCCGCUGCUGUUCCUACUGCUCCUGCUCCUGCUCCUGCUCCUGCUCCUGCUCCUGCUCCUGCUCCUGCUCCUGCUGCGCCUGCCACUCCUAUUGAGUCAGCCACUCUUGCUUCUGGGCCUUGCUCCUUCCCCCAGCACCAGCAACAGCAGGCGCCUCUAGCAGAGCAACGGGUAGAUGCGGCAGAGGGGGAGUCAGCGGACCAAACAGCAGAGCACCCAGAAGAGGAGGCAGCAGAGGCGGCAACAGAGGAGGCUGCGGGGGGGGCAGCAGAACAGGAAGCAGAGGAGGAAGCAGAAGAGGCAACAGAGGGACCAGCAUACGAAGCAGCGCAGAAGCUGGCACAGCAGCCAGCACAGCAAAGCCCAGCACCUAGCGAGACCUCCUCCCUACUCCCCAUCCCUCAUGGCCCCUCCGUCACUCCACGUGUCACUGAGGGCCCCUCCAUCAGUCCACGUGUCCCUGAGGGCCCCUCCAUCAGUCCACGUGUCACUGAGGGCCCCUCCAUCAGCCCACGUGUCGUUGAGGGCCCCUCCAUCAGUCCACGUGUCCCCCAGCUAUUGCAGGAUCUCCUGCUCUUCCCCGGCAGCCACCGCAACACCAUCCACCUCAACAGACACGACAGCAACCAGUCCAAACGCCAGGGCAGCAGCAGCAGCAGCAGCAGCCUGUGGCAAUGGCAGAGGUGAUGCGCGAGCUGCAGGCAGUAGCAGGGCUGCUGAGCGGAGUGGGCGAGUGGGACGCCAUGCCCCAGCCGCGCUCCCGCGCCGCACAUGCGGUGCAAGAUAACUGGAAUAUGCAAAGAGGUACAGUAAAUACAGUAAGCAGAGGGGGUGCAGUAGAUAGAGCUAUCUUGGACCAAGUGCAGCAGCAUCAACAUAGGCAUGGUGCUGAUGCUGCUAGUGCUGCUGAAGGUGUGGUUAUGGAUGGUGGUUGCGAUGUGGACGAUGGGGGUGUCGCAAGGGGUGCUUGUGAUGUGAAUCGUGCUGACAUGAGAGGGGUCAGGGUGCACGGUCAAGAGGGCUUGGCCGGUGAACCUACCACAGGAGGCAGUGGAGGAAAUAAUGUGGUUACCACACG